CUGGCCCCUCCUCCCCGCCCUCCGGGUUGUCAAGGCAACCCGAGCGACGCCGGCCGCGGCGGAGAGGCGUUAGGAGGGGCGGCGCCGGGGGCUCGGCCCUUGGGGGCCCGGGAGCUGCUGACCAUGGAGCCCCAGAAAAUCACACCAUCCUCAAAGCCUCAUCCACCUGUUGUGGGCAGAGUGACUCAUCACAGCAUUGAAUUAUACUGGGAUCUGGAAAAGAGAGCAAAACGGCAGGGACCUCAAGAGCAAUGGUUCAGGUUCUCGAUCGAGGAAGAAGACCCCAAAACGCACACUUACGGUAUCAUUUAUACGGGAUAUGCGACAAAGCAUGUUGUGGAGGGCCUGGAACCACGCACGCUGUACAGAUUUCGGCUGAAGGUCACCAGCCCCUCUGGAGAAUAUGAGUACAGCCCGGUGGUCUCGGUAUCUACGACCAGAGAACCCAUAAGUAAUGAGCAUUUUCAUCGAGCUGUCAGUGUGAAUGAUGAAGAUUUGCUGGUUCGAAUACUUCAAGGAGGAAACGUUAAGGUGGAUGUUCCCAAUAAGUUUGGCUUUACCGCCCUGAUGGUCGCUGCCCAGAAAGGAUAUACCAGGCUUGUGAAAAUCCUCGUUUCUAAUGGCACGGAUGUGAAUCUGAAGAACGGGAGUGGCAAGGACAGUCUGAUGCUUGCGUGCUAUGCGGGACACCUGGAUGUGGUGAAAUAUCUCCGAAGACACGGCGCUUCUUGGGAGACCAGAGACCUAGGAGGCUGUACGGCUCUGCACUGGGCCGCGGAUGGAGGCCACUGCAACGUGAUCGAGUGGAUGAUAAAAGAUGGCUGUGAGGUAGACGCUGCGGACACGGGCUCGGGAUGGACCCCGCUCAUGAGGGUGUCUGCGGUCUCAGGAAACCAGAGGGUAGCCUCUCUGCUGAUCGAAGCGGGAGCGGACGUGAACAUGAAGGAUAAAGACGGAAAGACCCCUCUAAUGGUGGCCGUGUUGAAUGAUCACGAGGAGUUAGUCCAGUUACUUCUUGACAAAGGGGCAGACGCAAGUGUAAAAAAUGAGUUCGGCAAAGGUGUCCUAGAAAUGGCCAGAGUUUUUGACAGACAGGUCGGAAUGCUCUUGAACGUGGUCUCCUUAUUAGAAGAAAGGAAAAGAAAACAAAUGGCGAAGAAGCCCUCUGUCUGCUGAGCCGGGCCCCACUUAGCCCGACAGCCCCGGGGAAACAACGUCCCACGUUUGACUAUUUGAUUUUAUUUCUUUGAUUGGUUUGAUUUUUUUUUAUUUGAUUAUUUAUUUUCGUUGAAGGUUCACCGUGACUUUUGUAACGUACAACUGUUUCCCACUUUGAAAUACAUCUUUUUACCUACGCA
Molecule: messenger RNA, 1358 nt
Organism: Leopardus geoffroyi (Geoffroy's cat)
Lineage: Eukaryota; Metazoa; Chordata; Mammalia; Carnivora; Felidae
Gene: FANK1
Product: fibronectin type III and ankyrin repeat domains 1
Exons: 11
Coding region: 124-1176 (350 amino acids)
Biological process (GO): regulation of apoptotic process
Cellular component (GO): nucleus
Molecular function (GO): protein binding
Source: RefSeq, a predicted model, not a curated record